Fusarium verticillioides 7600 is the source of this 1128-nucleotide messenger RNA. RefSeq lists its product as hypothetical. Lineage: Eukaryota; Fungi; Ascomycota; Sordariomycetes; Hypocreales; Nectriaceae. The record is from RefSeq and is a predicted model, not a curated record. The transcript is spliced from 2 exons. Bases 1 to 1128 code for a protein of 375 amino acids.
AUGAAUACUAGGAGUGACCCGCUUUGUUCUCUCGAGGGCCGUUCUGAGGUCUACGGAGUCGGUAUUCGAUCUGCAUAUUACGCACAAUGGCUUGGCUCUCUUCUUAUAGAAUACCUUUCUGAGGAGAACCUCGCAGAUUUGCGAUCUAUCAGUCUGUAUUCUUCAGCAGCCGCAUCUAUAUCUCUUGUCAUUGGAGUCGCUUACAACUCCCUUGAGCCACUCGACGUAUACGUCUUACUUCUCCUAACUAUAGGUUUCUUCCUGUUUCAGAUUCCGUUAUACAUCUGGCGUAUCCUCACAAGAUGUCAACCUCACCUUGACCCGUUCCACUUGUCGAAGGAGAGCCAUGGUCAUUUCUACCAUCUCAUGAGUCUUACAGUACUCUCAGCGAACGUAUCAAUUGGAACAUGGUACUUCACAUCCUUUCUCCCUCAGCUUGACCGUGAUUGCCGUGACCUGGUCUUUCUAUUUGGCAAGGUCAGUCUGGAAAGUCGGGGGUAUACAACAGCUGGCUCGAUAUUCUUCAUUGGGGCUCUUGUUGGUAUUGGUGGGUUUAUCUUCCUGAACGCUUGUUGCACUAUCACCAAGUCAAGUUCGCGACAUAGGAGAGCAAGGGCGAGAAUUAUUUGGCGGCUCAGAGUACUCCGCGGAAUGUCUGGUUUCAUCAUCUUUACACUUUUAGUUCUAUCGAUCGAACUUCCUAUAAAGUGGAACCACAUCCAAGGCGUUGACGAAUUUACUACAGUCGCACAACUACUGCCCCUUAUGCUCACUAUUGGAAUAUUCCUACGAUCUUGGGCUGUUUAUGCCAGCGGAGCCAAGGAUACCUCGGGAAGACGAAGGCGACGCAGACCUCCUUCAACUUCCACUUCCUCUUCAUCAACAUCUACAUCUACAUCUACAUCGACCCCAUCAAGUAGCAACUCUUCUCAGGUCAUAGGAUAUUAUUAUAUGUACCCUGCUGACCAGAAUGAUGAGGAAGAACCUCAGUAUGACUACGAUGAUUACUAUGACUAUUAUAACGAUCACAAUGAUUAUCACAACAACUGCAAUAACUAUUCAAGUACAGCAGAAGAGGGCCAGACCCAAAUUCAGUGGCCACAAGGAGUUCAUUUCUCACGUUGGUAA